Lactuca virosa is the source of this 3587-nucleotide messenger RNA. The record is from the annotation of a GenBank genome assembly. Lineage: Eukaryota; Viridiplantae; Streptophyta; Magnoliopsida; Asterales; Asteraceae.
CAUCCCGAUUUUCUCAUUUUCAAAAUCUCAGAUCCACACCCCUCUAUUUCUCCUGAAUCAUGGUCGUCAUCUCCGUCUCUACCCUCUCCCCCAAUGAUUUCUGAUUUCCUCGUAAAACCCUAGCAUUUCAAUCCUUUUGAUCCUCUGCAAACCAACUCAAAAUUUGAUAUAAUCAUACUUACAAUCAGAAGCGAAGAUGUAUAUGGCGUACGGAUGGCCUCAGGUGAUCCCUCUGGAAUCAGGGCUAUGUCCAACUUCGCAGCAGAUCAUAUACCUUAAAGUUGUUGAUCGUUUAUUGUUAGUUGUUUGCCCUUCUCAUUUUGAGCUGUGGAGCUCUUCGCAGCAUAGGGUGAGAUUAGGGAAGUACAAGCGAGAUCCGGAUUCAAUAGCAAGAGAGGGGGAAAAUGUGCAGGCUAUCUGGAGCCCUGAUACCAAAUUAAUUGCUGUUCUUACAUCUUCAUUUUAUCUUCACAUAUAUAAAGUCCAGUUUAUGGAGAAAAAAAUACACAUAGGAGGAAAACAACCAUCCAGUCUAUCUCUUGCGAAUAUUUCUCUACUUAUGAAUGAGGAAGUCCCCUUUUCAGAAAAGGACUUGAUGAUGAGCAAUAUCAUUUGUGACAGCAAAAACUUGUUGGUUGGACUUUCAAAUGGAAGUUUGUAUAAUAUGUCUUGGAAGGGUGAGUUUUAUGGAGCCUUGGAUCUUGACUUCCAUUUGAACACUGGAAAUGGCCAUACAAAAUUGUCUAAUGGUGUUGUAUCAUCCAGUCAUUCUCUGUCUAGAAAAUCAGCCAUCACUUAUUUGGAGUUUUCAUUGCCACUAAGGCUGUUAUUUGUUCUAUUCUCUGAUGGACAAUUGGUGCUAUGUUCCAUAAGUAAAAGAGGUCUGAAGCAAGCUGACUCGGUCAAACCCGAGUAUCGGUUAGGCUCUGGCGAUGCGGUAUGUGCUUCCAUUUCGCCAGAUCAUCAAAUCCUUGCUGUUGGCACCAGAAGAGGUGUCAUAGAGUUGUAUGAAAUUAGCGAACCCAUUUCACUUAUUCGUUCUGUUUCCUUACACGAUUGGGGAUAUUCAAUGGAUGAUACUGGUGCGGUUAGUUCUAUUUCAUGGACACCUGAUAGUUCUGCUUUUGCAGUUGGAUGGAAAUUAAGAGGACUUACAGUUUGGUCUAUUUCUGGUUGUCGUUUGAUGUCUACAAUCCGUCAAAUUGGUUUAAAUUCCGUGUCAUCUCCAGGGGUAAAGCAAAACCCAGAUGGAAAUUAUGAACCUUUAAUGAGUGGGACCUCGUUUAUGCAGUGGGAUGAAUAUGGUUAUAGACUUUAUGCUGUUGAAGAAGGUUCUUCAGAGAGGAUACUUGCGUUUUCUUUUGGGAAAUGUUGCCUUAACAGAGGGGUUUCGGGUAAAACCCAUGUUAGACAAGUUAUCUAUGGUGAAGAUCGGUUACUUGUUGUCCAAGAUACAGAUGAACUCAAGUUAAUGCAUCUUAAUCUUCCAGUUUCUUAUAUUUUCACAAAAUUGGCCUGUUCUUCAUGUGGCAGCCAGUGAGGAUGGGAUGUAUUUGGCAGUUGCUGGUCUUCAUGGGUUGAUUUUAUAUGACAUUCGAUUAAAUCGAUGGAGAUUUUUUGGGGAUGUGACUCAAGAACAAAAGAUUCAAUGUACAGGCUUGUUAUGGAUGGGAAAGAUUGUUGUUGUUUGCAACUACAUCGAGCAAUCCGACAUGUAUGAGUUGCUAUUCUACCCAAGAUACCAUCUUGAUCAGAGCUCACUUCUGUAUCAAAAACCAUUGCUUGCAAAACCCUUGGUGAUGGAUGUCUAUAAUGCCUAUUUACUUGUGACUUACCACCUGUUUGAUGUCCAUAUAUUUCAUGUGAAGUUAUCUGGAGACUUGACUCCUUCCAGUACCCCUAUUUUACAGCUUUCUACAGUACGAGAGUUAUCCAUCAUGACUGCAAAGUGCCACCCCUGCUGCAAUGCGUUUUAUACCUGAUCAACCAGAAACUGAUGCCUCCGUUAAAGACGUUUCAUCAUCAUCAUCAUCAUCAUCAUCAGAAAAAGAACCCAUUAGAUGUUUGAUACUAAGGGCGAAUGGGGAACUGUCAUUACUUGAUCUAAUUGAUGGUCGUGAAAUGGAGCUUACAGAGUCUAUAGAAUUGUUUUGGGUUACAUGUGGAAGAUCAGUGGAUAAAACAAAUUUGAUUGAAGAAGUUUCAUGGUUAGACUAUGGCCAUCGUGGAAUGCAGGUUUGGUAUCCAUCUUCAGGUGCAGACCCCUAUAAACAGGAAGAAUUCUUACAGCUGGAUCCUGAGCUUGAAUUUGAUCGUGAAGUGUAUCCACUUGGUUUGCUUCCAAAUGCGGGAAUUGUAGUUGGAAUUACUCAGAGACUGUCAUUUUCAGCAUGCACUGAGUUUCCAUGUUUUGAGCCAUCUCCUCAAGCUCAAACUAUACUACAUUGCCUACUUCGCCACCUUCUUCAGAGAGAUAAAAGUGAAGAAGCUUUACAACUGGCUCGAUUAUCAGAGGAGAAGCCUCAUUUUUCACAUUGCUUAGAGUGGCUUCUUUUUACUGUUUUUGAAGCUGAAAUUUCCAGCCAAAAUGCAAACAGAAAUCAGAGCCCUUCUCUUUUGGAGAAAACUUGUGAUUUAAUAAAGAAAUUUCCAGAAUAUUUUGAUGUUGUUGUUAGCGUGGCAAGAAAGACUGAUGGUCGACAUUGGGCAGACUUGUUUUCUGCUGCUGGUAGAUCAACCGAGUUGUUUGAAGAAUGUUUCCAAAGGAGAUGGUAUCAAACUGCAGCUUGCUAUAUACUUGUUAUUGCAAAGCUUGAAGGAGCGCCUGUGAGUCAAUACUGUGCUCUACGGUUGUUACAGGCCACACUGGAUGAAUCUUUAUACGAACUUGCUGGGGAGUUGGUGAGAUUUCUGUUGAGAUCUGGAAGGGAAUACGAACCUACAACGCCAACAGAUUCGGAUAAAUUAUCUCCAAGAUUUCUUGGAUACUUUCUUUUUCCUUCUAGUUAUAGGAGACAGUCUACAGAGGCAAGAAGCCCUUCAUUCAAAGAGCAGAAUGCACAUGUUGCUUCUGUCAAGAAUAUCCUAGAAAGUCAUGCUAGCUACUUGAUGUCUGGGAAAGAACUCUCCAAGCUUGUUGCGUUUGUGAAAGGCACCCAGUUUGAUCUAGUGGAAUAUUUACAAUGGAAGUGCUCGUUUGGAGAAUUUUGCUUCUGGACUCGAAUUGAUAGGCCAGAAGCUUCAAAUGGGAACCUUGCAAAGCGAUCUGAGGUUCUCAUUGAUUUAUUUCGCCAUGAUAUGCGACUCUGGAAAGCAUAUAGUGCAACACUGGAGUCGCAUCCAUCGUUUUCUGAAUACCAUGAUUUGCUGGGAAGCUUGGGAGAGAAACUUUCAUCCAAUGAAAUUACAGAAGAGGCCUGAUGAGAACACAAAUAAAUCAAACUAGGUUGUAUCAUUUUGUAUUUGCGGUUCAAUUUAUUGGUUUUCUGAUUAUGAGAAAAGUUGCUUUUACACUUACAUGUAGUUUUCUUUUUUGGACGAUUAUCUAAUGUAUAUAAGAUGUUUUUCUCAAGAAAAGGUAGCUUUUG